ACCAUCAACCAUGCAAUGUAUACCCCACCCAUAAAAUUUCCUGCCGUUAAAGUAGUGAUCUUGAACCUAAAGAACAAGAAAACCAGUCCAGUGGAGUUCUAUUAUCAAGAAAUUCAAUUCAAGGCACAAAAAAUUGUCACCAUCAGUAUGCAAUCUUUAACCUCACUUUCCGAUGGAGGAAAUGGAAAUGCUCCGCCUCCUGGGUUGGUGGGUCUGAAUCAACUGCCGCCGCCUGAGGUGGUGGGUAUCAGUGUAAAUGGAUCUUCAUCUUCUUGUUCUUUGAAAAGAAAGAGACCUGCUAUGAUUGAGAUCCCAAGUGUUCUCCAAGAAAUUAGUACAGAUGUUUACAAAAGCUCUGAUAUUCAGGUUCAAUACGAUAAUACUGUGUGCUUCAGUGAUUCUGGUGUCGGCGUUUUUUCAUUCAAAGGCAAGAAAAAGAUCAUGGAAGAUGCCCACAAGAUUUUUUCUACCUCAAAUAUGAAAAAGAGGUUUUUCGGGGUUUAUGAUGGGCACGGUGGGACGAAAGCAGCAGAGUUUGUGGCAAAUAAUUUGCAUUUAAAGAUUUUUGAGAUGUUGGAGAAUUGUCCUGAUGAUAAAGCAAAAGAAGAAGCUAUAAAGAAAGGGUAUUUGAAAACAGAUGAAGAAUUCUUGAAAAAGGGAUUAGGUAGUGGUGCUUGUUGUGUUACUGCCAUGAUUGAAGGACGGGAGAUGAUAGUUUCAAACUUGGGAGAUUGCAGAGCAGUUCUAUGUAGAGGUGGAAUAGCUGAAGCCCUUACAACAGAUCAUAGAGCAGGACAAGAGAAUGAGAGGAAAAGAAUCGAGGACAAGGGAGGAUAUGUGGAGAUUCAUAGGGGAACUUGGAGAGUUCAUGGAAUACUCUCUGUUUCAAGAAGCGUUGGAGAUGCUCAUCUGAAAGAUUGGGUAUUUGCCGAGCCUGAUACUAAGGUCAUAUCUUUGACUCCGGAGAUGGAAUAUCUUGUCUUAGCAUCUGAUGGACUCUGGGAUGAGGUUGGAAAUCAAGAAGCAAUAGAUAUUGUGACGCGCUCAUGUUCUAUUGAAAAGAAACUGCAAUCAAUGGGAGCUUCUCUGAAACAGAAUAGCAAUGUAUACGACUGUUUAAUUACCAGUCCUUUGUCAAGAUCACCUAGAGUUUCGCUGGUUAAGUUGAAGAGAAGACAACAGCCUACAAGCCAGAAAAAGACUAAGGUUUGCAGGAAACGAAGUGAAGAUGGAUUCAGUCGCGAAAAUGAAAGUCCUCCUUCUAAGGUUCGUCGAAUUUCAAUGGUGAACCAAAUCAAGUUAAGGAAUCCACUUUCGAAGAAUGAAAAUAAUGACUUUGCUGAGAAACUGGAUUCUUCUGGUGGACUUUUGGCUGCUUGCAAGGAGCUUGCUGGACUUGCUGUAACUAGGGGUAGUAUGGAUGAUGUUACAGUGAUGAUAAUUGAUCUGAAAAAUUAUAGAAGUUAAGACUUUUUUUCGACUUAAAUGUUUAGCGAUAUCUCUAUUUUAUUAGUGAUCAAAGUACUUCAUAAUCUAACUUUACACUACAAAUUCGAAGGUUGUAACAUAACAUUGAUUUCUUAAUAUUAGUGAAAGUAAGCUCGUUGAAGUUGAUAUUCGAAUAUGUUCACGGGAAAAUUUGAGAAUAU
Olea europaea var. sylvestris is the source of this 1649-nucleotide messenger RNA. RefSeq names its product probable protein phosphatase 2C 14. Lineage: Eukaryota; Viridiplantae; Streptophyta; Magnoliopsida; Lamiales; Oleaceae. The record is from RefSeq and is a predicted model, not a curated record. The coding region runs from base 16 to 1467 and encodes 483 amino acids. The transcript is spliced from 5 exons. Gene Ontology annotation, biological process: protein dephosphorylation. Gene Ontology annotation, molecular function: protein serine/threonine phosphatase activity; cation binding.